AUGUCUCAACCAGAGGGGUUUCAUGAUCCAACACAUUCUAAUUAUGUCUGUCAUCUAGAUAAGGUGUUGUACGGUCUGAAACAAUCUCUGCGCGCCUGGUAUAAUAAGCUCAGUUCCUUUUUGCUCACCUGGGGAUUUGUUAACUCCUCUGUUAAUUCCUCCAUGUUUACAUAUUGUCACUCUACUGCUGUUCUUGUGGUUCUCGUUUACGUGGAUGACAUUAUUUUAACUGGCAGCAACCCCUCCUUGAUUGCAAAGCUUCUCUCUAAUCUUCGUUCCACGUUUGCUAUCAAGGACUUGGGCCAACUCCAUUAUAUUUUGGGCAUUCAGGUUCAUCACUCAGCCGCUGGUCUUCACUUGAAUCAGCAUAAAUACAUUCAGGAUCUCUUGCACCGUGCUGAAAUGCUUGAUUCCAAAAUUUAUCACACCCCUAUGACCACUGCUACUGUCUUUUCUGCUCACGACGGUACUCCUUUACCUGAUGGCACUCAAUAUCGCAGCAUUGUCAGCGCCCUACAAUAUUUCACGAUGACUCUCCCUGACAUCUCUUUUGCUGUGAACCAUGUUUGCCAAUAUAUGCAUUCUCCCUCGGACACUCAUUGGCAGGCUGUUAAACGUAUUUUGUGUUAUCUUAAAGGCACUGCUCAUCACGGGUUACUGCUCCAACCGUGCUCUGAAUUCAAUCUUUUAUGCUAUACGGAUGCGGAUUGGGCCUCCUGCCUCGAUGAUCGACGAAGUACUGGUGCAUACUACAUUUUUCUGGGCCAUAAUAUCAUUUCCUGGUCUUCUUCGAAGCAGCGUGUUGUCUCACGCUCAAGCACUGAAUCUGAAUUUCGUGCUCUUGCAGAUGGUGUUGCUGAACUCUCCUGGAUUCAGUUCCUUCUUCGUGAUCUUCGUAUGCAACAACACUCUGCUCCUCUGCUUCUUUGCGACAACAUCAGCACCACCUAUCUCACUGCCAAUCCAGUUCUUCAUGCUCGAACUAAACACGUCGAAAUCGAUUUUUACUUCAUUCGUGAACGUGUUGCAUCUAAGCAGCUGGUGGUUCGUUUCACACCUUCUGAAGAUCAAUUGGCUGAUGCUCUUACCAAAGCCUUGCCCUCUGCUCGGUUUCUUCAGUUACGGUCCAAACUCACGGUCGUUCCUCCUCCCAUGAGUUUGAGGGGGGAUGAUAAGUCAUGUACAUAA
Molecule: messenger RNA, 1188 nt
Organism: Humulus lupulus (European hop)
Lineage: Eukaryota; Viridiplantae; Streptophyta; Magnoliopsida; Rosales; Cannabaceae
Exons: 1
Coding region: 1-1188 (395 amino acids)
Source: RefSeq, a predicted model, not a curated record